Nicotiana attenuata is the source of this 1282-nucleotide messenger RNA. RefSeq names its product cationic peroxidase 1-like. The transcript has 4 exons. NCBI's taxonomy places the organism in Eukaryota, Viridiplantae, Streptophyta, Magnoliopsida, Solanales, Solanaceae. Gene Ontology annotation, molecular function: peroxidase activity; heme binding. The record is from RefSeq and is a predicted model, not a curated record. The coding region runs from base 61 to 1023 and encodes 320 amino acids. Gene Ontology annotation, biological process: hydrogen peroxide catabolic process; response to oxidative stress.
AAUUUGCUAAUCAUCAAUCUCAUUCUAAAGUCUUGUUUAUACUUCAAUAUUCUUCCUAAGAUGGCCUUUUAUUCGCGACUCGAUAGUAGUUUCUACUUGUCUUUGUUAGUGUUUUCACUAAUUAGACUCUCUUCGGCACAAUUGUCUUCGGACUACUAUGAGAAAUCUUGUCCAAAAGCUAUUUAUACAAUUAAAAACACAGUGACAAAUGCUGUGGCGAAAGAGCGUCGAAUGGGGGCCUCUUUGCUCCGUCUUCAUUUCCACGAUUGCUUUGUUAAUGGAUGUGAUGGAUCGAUACUACUGGAUGAUACUUCGGAUUUCACUGGAGAGAAGACAGCAAAACCAAAUUCGAAUUCAUUGAGAGGUUUUGAUUUGAUUGAUACUAUGAAGUCUCAAGUAGAGAAAUUAUGUCCUGGAAUUGUUUCUUGUGCAGAUGUUAUAGCUAUAGCAGCACGAGACUCUGUUGCGAUACUAGGUGGGCCUACUUGGACUGUCCAAUUAGGUAGAAGAGAUUCUACAACAGCAAGUUUAAGUUCAGCAAAUAGUGAUAUCCCUUCUCCUUUGAUGGAUCUUAGUGAUCUUAUUACUAAUUUUGCAAAUAAAGGCUUCACUGCUAAAGAAAUGGUUGCCCUUGCAGGUGCUCACACCAUAGGUCAAGCACAAUGUACAACAUUUAGGGAACGUGUGUACAACGAAACAACCAUCGAUUCAUCGUUGGCUACAUCGUUGAAAUCAAGUUGUCCGAGUACAGGUGGAGAUGACAGCCUUUCUGCACUUGAUGCAGCCACCCCUGCAAUAUUUGAUAACCAUUAUUUCAAGAACUUAGAGAAAAAUAAAGGGAUUCUUCACUCGGACCAACAACUAUUUAGUGGUGGUUCUACGGACUCUCAGGUUACUACUUACGGUACUCGUCCUAUAACAUUUGCUGCAGAUUUUGCAAAGGCUAUUGUCAAAAUGGGAAACUUAAGCCCACUUACUGGAACCAAUGGCCAAAUUCGUACUAAUUGCAGGAAAAUCAAUUAAAUCAAAAAGGGGCGUAGAAACGCAUAAGAACUCUUGAACGAAAACGAGACAUAAAUCCAGUUUCUUCAGAAUCACUAGGAAAUCCUAUUUUCGAUAGGGACAUUGAGUCUGAUUUUAUUCUGUGUGCACCUAGUCAAGAUUGUCGUAGUAGUAAUAUAUAUGUUCUUGUGAAUGAACCCAAGUUUGUAACGUGUUUGUAUUUUCUUUUAAUUUAAGAGCAACUGUUUGUGAGAAUAAAUAAUUUACACUUGUGUUGAAA